Messenger RNA from Moesziomyces antarcticus, 1479 nucleotides. Its product is annotated as MFS general substrate transporter. The coding region runs from base 1 to 1479 and encodes 492 amino acids. Lineage: Eukaryota; Fungi; Basidiomycota; Ustilaginomycetes; Ustilaginales; Ustilaginaceae. Gene Ontology annotation, molecular function: transmembrane transporter activity. Gene Ontology annotation, cellular component: fungal-type vacuole membrane. Gene Ontology annotation, biological process: transmembrane transport. The record is from RefSeq and is a predicted model, not a curated record. The transcript has a single exon.
AUGCCGGACCACCCCACCACACAGCCGCUCGGCUCUACAACGACCAACACCUCGGACUCGGCUUCCCAAGAUAUCGCACCCACACCAGCACCCGACACCGCAGUAGCCACGCCCAUGUACAACGAAAAGUUGACUCAUCCAGAUGACGACACCGACAUCGAGGCCACCGCAUCCCAGGCAGCCAUGUCGCUCAAAACCGAACACGACCUCGGCGACGCCGUCGCCAAAGCGCAGGCUGGCGACGCCAACAUCUCCUUCCCAGAGGGCGGCUUCAAGGCUUGGCUCUGCGUAUUCGGCGGAUGGUGGUGCACCUUCAUCACUUUCGGCUACCUCAACGCCUACGGCAUCUUUCAGGACUACUACCAGCAGACCACCCUCUCCCACAAGACGCCCAGCCAGAUCUCCUGGAUCGGCGCAUUCCAGUACUUUCUCAUGUUUGCCCCCGCUAUCUUCGCCGGCAGGCUCUUUGAUCUUGGCUUCUUCCGCCCCCUCUUCGCCACCGGAUGCGUCCUCCUAGUCUUUUCUCAGAUGAUGGUCAGCCUCUGCACAGACUACUACCAGCUCUUCCUCGCACAGGGCGUCGGACUCGGCCUCGGCUUUGGUCUCGUGUUCAACCUCGCCAUCAACUGCCCAGCUCACUACUUCAACCGUCGCCGUGGCGUCGCCCUCGGCGUCGUUGCUUCCGGAUCCUCCACGGGCGGCAUCAUCUUCCCCAUCAUGGUGCGCAAGCUCAUACCUCAGAUCGGUUAUGGAUGGACCAUGCGCGUCGUCGGCUUCUUCGCCCUCUUUGCCGUCACAAUAGCCUGGUUCUCCCUCUCGACCCGUCUGCCCCCCUCGAUCGACGUGCACGACAAGUCAAAGGGCGGAUGGAAGCAGAUCCAGUGGACCGACUUUUCCGCCUUCCGCAAUCCAGCUUACUCCUUUUUUGUCAUCGGCGCCAGCUCGAUCAUGUUUGGCCUCUACAUGCCCUUCUCCUACAUGGACGUAUGGACUUCCUCGCACAACAUCCCCGCCAACGGCUAUUUCCUCCCCAUCCUCAACGCCGCUUCCUCAUUCGGUCGAGUGCUUCCCGGCCUCGUGGCCGACAGGGUGGGUCGCAUCAACACGGUGCUGCCGCAUCUGGCCGUGUCCGGCAUCUUGAUCUUCAUCUUCCCGCUCUGCACCAACCUCGGCGGCUUGAUCACGUUUGCCAUCCUCUACGGCUUCACCUCGGGCUGCUACGUCUCACUCAUCCCCGCGUGUUCCUCGCAGCUCGGCAGCACUGCCACCGUCGGCGCAAGAAACGGCAUGAUGUUCUUCCUCAUGUCCUUCGGCGGUCUGUUUGGCCUCCCCAUCGCAGGCGCCAUCCUCGGCGACGUCGAAAAUGCAGAUUGGUGGGCCACCGCGGCCUACUCGGGCGCCAUGGUCGUCCUAGGCACCAUCAGCAUCGCCGCCGCCAAAUGGUACGCCGUAGGAGGCCGUAUCGGCGGCAAGAUCUAG